This is a messenger RNA of Anarrhichthys ocellatus (wolf-eel), 3571 nucleotides long. It is a transcript of the gene gen1, whose product is annotated as GEN1 Holliday junction 5' flap endonuclease. Gene Ontology annotation, molecular function: 5'-flap endonuclease activity; four-way junction DNA binding. The transcript has 13 exons. The record is from RefSeq and is a predicted model, not a curated record. The coding region runs from base 103 to 2835 and encodes 910 amino acids. NCBI's taxonomy places the organism in Eukaryota, Metazoa, Chordata, Actinopteri, Perciformes, Anarhichadidae.
GUCGUCCUGUGUUGGUUUUUUGUGUUGUUCAGCAUUCACGUUUUCUAUACACUCCACUGAAUUAAAUCGAUUUAAAAAGGCCGUUUUUUGGGGGGGUUAGAUAUGGGUGUUAACGACUUGUGGUCCAUCGUGGAGCCGGUUCGUGAGUCGGUUCCGCUGUACAGUUUGAGCGGAAUGACGCUAGCAGUGGACCUGAGUCUGUGGGUGUGCGAGGCCCAGCAUGUCCAAGCGAUGAUGGGGAGAGUCACCAAGCCACACCUGAGGAAUUUAUUUUUCAGGGCGUCAUCCCUCACGCUUAUGGGGGUAAAGCUUGUGUUCGUGAUGGAAGGAGAAGCCCCAAAACUAAAAGCAGAAACCAUGAGCAAGAGGACACAAACAAGAUAUGGAGGAUUCAAAAAGGCUUCUGCCCCGAAGAUUACAGUGAACACCAGCAGAGGGCGCUUUAAAGCUGUCCUUCGAGAGUGUGCAGACAUGUUGGACUACCUGGGUCUGCCCUGGGUCACAGCUGCCGGGGAGGCCGAGGCCAUGUGUGCCUACCUGGACUCACAGGGCCUGGUGGACGGCUGCAUCACCAACGAUGGAGACGCCUUCUUGUAUGGAGCCCGGACUGUCUACAGGAACUUCAAUAUGAACAGUAAAGACCCACAGGUGGACUGUUACAGGACAUCCAGGGUGCAAACAGAGUUACAUCUCUCCAGAGAGAAUCUAGUUGGUCUGGCCGUCCUCCUCGGCUGUGAUUAUAUUCCUAAAGGCAUUCUAGGUGUUGGUAAAGAGCAAGCUCUGAGGCUUAUCCAGAUGCUGAAAGGACAAACACUUCUGCAGAGGUUUAUGCAGUGGAAGGAGGAGAAUGCAGGCGUGUUUGAGGGAGUGAAGAAGGUUCCUCACUGCAACAUGUGUCGACAUCCUGGCUCAGCGAAGGCACAUGAACGUGGCGGCUGUGCGCUUUGCGACAGUACACGUUUCUGUCAACCUCAGGACUUUGACUACCGGUGUCCCUGUGACUGGCACUGCUAUGAACAGGCCCGGCAGGACUUGUCUUUUGAGGCAAAUAUCAGAAAGAAAACCCUGGCAAGUCAACAGUUCCCUUUCACAGAGAUCAUUCGUGAGUUUCUGAUUUCAAAGGAUGAGCCUGUGUUUCAUUUUAAGAGGAGACAGCCAAAUAUGCUGUUGAUGCAGAAAUUUGCCUUUGACAAGAUGGAGUGGCCAAAGCAUUACACCAGUGAAAAGGUUUUAGUCCUGAUGACCUACGUAGAGUUGAUGAACAGAAAACAUGGAAGAGAAAUGUGCUCCCAAAUCAAGCCCCUCAGAAUAUUCAAACCGAGAGUGAGGAAUGCCGUCGCUUGCUUCGAGAUCAUCUGGAGCGCUCCAGAACAUUACGUGUUUCCUGAGGACCGGCCUGCAGAGGAUCAACAUGAAGUGAGGACGGUGGAGGAAGAGUCUCUCUUCCGUGUGGCCUACCCAGAGGUGGUGGGGAGCUACCUGAGAGACAAAGCUCAGGCCGAAGAGAACACGACCAAGAAGAGAAAGCCAAAGAGUAAAAAGGAGAAGCUAUCUGAUGUCUCCGAUGGUAUUUCAGACCUCUUGGCCCAGAUGACCCUCCAGAGUUCCUCCAACACAAAUGCACAAACGCUGAUCCAUGCCGUUUCAAACACAGAGGAACCAGAAGUGGUGGUUUUGGACACUCCGAUGAACCAUAAACAGCAUCUGAAGUUAAAGGAAGACCACAGCAGCCCCAGUACUCCUCUGUCUCGUGCAGAAUCCGAGGCUGUCGCUCCACCGUCUGUCUCUGCCGUUAUCGACGCUCUACACCUGAGUGAUAUCGACUGGGAUGCUUUGUCCUUCACAUCCUCUCCAACUCAACCGUCCGCUACAAACUACAACACUGAGCCCAAACUGAGCAAAACCCCAGACGGUGAUGUCAGGGAAACGGAGGACGAGAGCACAAAGCAGAAAACCUCAGGUGAUGUCAAAGAAGCCGACCUCAGAUCUGCUUCGGAGUUGUGCUACACGGACUGUCCUCUAAGGGAGAGGCUGCUCAUGAGGAACACAGCUAAAGCUAUAAAUCAGAUAGAGGCACACAAUGACGUGGUCUCAAAGCAACUGAACUAUGAGUUGGCUUCUCUCAAACACAUUUCGUCUCAUAACUCAAAGACAAAAGGCCAGAUCCCCAGUAAAGGUGGUAGUGACAGUAAUAUGUCAGGAACGGAAUCUGCUGUUGACAAAAAAGAGCCACUCACGGACAAAAGGCAGUGUGCAACAAGUAAGGCAGAAACAAAGGACAAAUGUAAUGGCUCCCAAAAGCCUCCUGUGAAAUAUAAAUUUGUCCGAAAAGCCAUCUCAUCAUCUGCUGUCCCCCCACAGAGGAGCCACUCUGACCCAGCCCGAAGUGACAAGGACGGGAACAUGCCACAGACCACCAAGAAGAGCGUGUGCAUGAGCAUGAGCAUGUGUUCAUCGAGCGAGGAAAGUGAUGCAGAGAACCAGCAGUCUGGACCUCAAAGAAAAGCUCAAAUCAAGCCCAUGAACAUGAAGAUCAAGGGCGGCUUCCUCUCAGACUUCCCCCUGAAACCUAAAACGAUGAAACCAGCAGCGAAGACAGCUCACACUCUUCAGUUACUACAACUAAAACCUCAGAGCUACAGUGCAGAUAUCGAGAUAAAAGGCAUACCUGCAUCAACUAAAAGCAGAUGCCAGGAUGUCUCCCCAGCUGAUGUGGACGGUGGUGUGUUCCUUCAGACUCCAGCAUCACCUGCGUUCGACAGUGACGACUCAGUUAUUUGUUGUGAGAGUCCACUGCCACUGGCAGAGAGACUGAGGCUGAAAUUCCUGAAGUGAGCCGGACGAUUACAGGAUGAUGGACAAGAACAUGUAAGCUGUGUUGUGUUGAAUGUGAACGUUUAUUCUGAACCUUGGAAAUAGAGGUUGACCAAAAAGUCUCAUCUGAAGGUCCACUUUUUACAGAAGAGCUGCAACAAUUAGUGUCGUAGUCAACUGACGUGAAAUCAGCAACUCUUUUGAUGAUCCGAUAAUGGUUUUAGUAUUUUUUUCAAGCAAAUAUGUCAAACUUUUUGUGGUUCAAGCCUCUCAAAUAUAACAAUUUGCUGCUUUUCUUUGCCUUAACAGUAUAACAGCUUGUAUAUCUUUGUGUUUUUUAUCAGACUAAAAAAGCAAUUGUUGAAAUCAUGAAAUUGUGAAGAAUUAUUAACAAAAUAAUCAAUAUAAACACAACCCGUUACUGUGAUCCUAAAUGGAUCUGUUUCAGCAAAACGAGGGCAAAGUUUAACCACAGUUGUAAAUAUAACAUGCUGAUUAUUAGUGAGAUGUGCUUUGAAAGUUUCAGAAAAAGCAAAGAAAAUUGAACCUUGUGUCAAACUUUCCGCCAUUAUUUUAUUGAAGCUGUGCCAGUAGGUUCUAUACAAUGUUCUGUAACAUGUGUUGGUAUUGAAAAGCCUGACUGAUUGUGUUGCCAAUGAACAAAAAAAAAUGUAAUUGUUACAAUAAAUCCUUUUAUAAAUGUUUAGUAUAACCAAAGUUUGCCUUGCUAUCCAUUCAUCUGAUCCUAACAAGAACC